AUGGGUAGCUCACACUCCAAGCAGCACCGAACAGAAAUAAAAAGCGAGCCGACAAGGCGGCGAAGAGCGGGUGAUCAAAGACUGCAGGCCGAUGCUGAACGCCUUCGCCGCAAAGGCCAUGAAGCGCGAUCUGGAAAUCUGUACUACAGCCGUCGUGCCGACAACCAGUUGCACCCCAAACCGACAAAUCGUGACCUGUUCCUGGGGACGGCAUCCGAACAAUACAACAAUUCACCGAAGGAGGCGCAGAGAUACCGGGGCUGGGAGACGACCCCUUAUUACUUCACGAUCGGAGCAGCCAACGCUUACGACAGAGCGUACAAGUACCAGGACUCGACCUCUCCCAAGCGGUAUCAAUACGAGGGCAACGAAGCCGACCAUAAUCAGACCUCCAAGUCCAUGGACAAGAAGGCUUAUGAUCAAUACUACAACCAGGUUUCGACGUCUCCCAAGAGGUACACCUAUGACGAUUAUGACUACAACGAGGUCUCUAAGCCUACGAAGGGCAGCUACGAUACCGAUGACUACAAACAGACCUCCAAGCCCCCAAGGAGAGGCUACGAUCUCGACGACUACAACUAA
This is a messenger RNA of Saxophila tyrrhenica, 582 nucleotides long. RefSeq lists its product as uncharacterized. Lineage: Eukaryota; Fungi; Ascomycota; Dothideomycetes; Mycosphaerellales; Extremaceae. The record is from RefSeq and is a predicted model, not a curated record. The transcript has a single exon. Bases 1 to 582 code for a protein of 193 amino acids.